Salvelinus fontinalis (brook trout) is the source of this 3817-nucleotide messenger RNA. Its product is annotated as juxtaposed with another zinc finger protein 1-like. The coding region runs from base 368 to 1102 and encodes 244 amino acids. Gene Ontology annotation, cellular component: nucleus. The record is from RefSeq and is a predicted model, not a curated record. NCBI's taxonomy places the organism in Eukaryota, Metazoa, Chordata, Actinopteri, Salmoniformes, Salmonidae. The transcript has 5 exons.
CAGAUUUUUACCUUGUCAGCUCGCGGAUUCGAUCUAGCAACCUUUCGGUUAUUAGUCCAACGCUCUAACCAGUAGAAUACCUGCCGCCCCAUUGCCGCAAUCAAGUGCUAGUCUAAACUAGGAAACUCGGAAAUGUUCGACUUGCUAACUGGUUGUAGUUAUUCACGUUCCGCGUUCAACAAAUUAGCUAAUCGAAAUUUCCGAGUUCCCCAGUUCCGACUAGCACGUGAACAUAGCCCCUCUGCUCUUUCUCGCUCCACUCUCCCACCCCAUGCUUGUGCUCCAGCUGCUAGCGCCGCUGCCUGCUGGUGUCUGUAGCUGACUCCCCUCACUGGCCCACAUAUUCAAUGUACAGGUAGCUUAGACCAUGACAGGCAUCGCCGCUGCCUCCUUCUUCUCUAACAUUUGUAGGUUCGGUGGUUGCGGACUCCACUUCGAUUCGUUGGCCGAACUCAUCGUGCACAUUGAGGAUAACCACAUCGACACAGAUCCUCGUCAGUUGGAGAAGCAGGAGCAGCAGCAGCCCACAUAUGUUGCCCUCAGCUACAUCAACAGGUUUAUGACAGAGGCAGCGCGUCGGGAGCAGCCUGAGAGGCUGAAGAGGAAGGUGCACCCCAAGCUGUCUCAGUCUCUGACGGGCAGUCUGCCUCGUAGCAGUAACGUCUCCACUCCUCCCAGACGCGGCAGUGGGAACCUCACCCCGCCUGUCACUCCUCCCAUCACACCCUCCUCCUCCUUCCGUAGCAGCACUCCUACAGGCAGUGAGUAUGAUGAAGAGGAGGUGGACUAUGAGGAGUCAGACAGUGGUGAGUCCUGGACCACAGAGAGUGCCAUCAGCUCAGAGUCUAUCCUCAGCUCCAUGUGUAUGAAUGGAGGAGAGGAGAAACCCUUCGCCUGCCCUGUGCCUGGCUGCAAGAAGAGAUACAAGAAUGUGAACGGGAUCAAGUACCACGCCAAGAACGGCCACCGGACACAGAUCCGCGUCCGCAAGCCUUUCAAGUGCCGCUGUGGGAAGAGCUACAAGACGUCCCAGGGCCUGAGGCACCACACCAUCAACUUCCACCCGCCCGUCUCCACCCACAUCCACAAGAUGCAGCAGUAGCACUGUCCCCACAGAAAUAGAAUCCCUUGAACAUCAUCCUGUUCUAGUGAUUCUGUUUCUAUGGACCCACCAUCACCAGAAAUGGCUGUGUCCCAUUCCACACACACACUUUCCUUCUUCUUUCAGUACACUACUCUUUUAUUGCAUGCUUUAAAAUUACCUUAUUUGUAUUUUAUUUUUUUUAACAUUUUUUGGAAUGUAUUUUCUUGACAGCUGUGUACUUUUUCACAUUUUGAGCGAUCAUGUGUCUUUUUGAUAACGUUUUUGGCACAGGACUUGCUGUUAAGAUGAUGAUGCAUUUGAAAGCGAGCGUAUUGCCACGUUCAAAACACCUCGGAACUCUCCGACUUCAGUGCAGGGAUCUUUUUUCAUUUUUUUGUGACUGGGAAUUCCGAACGGUCAUCCAACUCGGAAUUCCAAGUCGGAAACUCUGGCAUCUUUCUAGAGCUCUGACUUUCCGACCUGAAAAUCACUGACGACCUGUUUUUUUCCCCCCGCGAGUUCCCAAUUGUCUUGAAAGCACCAUGAGUCAAGGUUCACAGCCAUGCUUCUGGGCUGUGUUCGGCAGAGCAAAACCCGGUGGAACAUUUACAUACAGAUAUGUUGUGUACAUUGCAACCUAAUGAAUUUGACUCGAGUGUUCAGGUAAUGCUGUGUUUGAAAAGGGGCAUGGGAGUGGUGAGGCCAGGGGAGAAAGCAAGCAUCACCACCACACCAUCACAAAACGGAGGCAAGAAAAUCUGAAUGUUUGUAAAAGAUGACGAUAUAUUCCUGAAGGAUGUAUAAACUUUCAUAAUCAGGUGUAAAAUAGUAUUCCCUUUAUAUUGUUUUUGCCAUGUUCUGAAAGUGUAGUUUUAUGAUUCACUUUGCUAGGAUUUCCACUCAACUUGUUUUGUGUUUUAGAACUAAAAGACUCUCAGGUGACAAUUCGCCACAGGCAUUUCAGCACCACAAUCCUGCCCAUGUGUUCUGAUAGGUUGCGUCCCAAACGGCACCCUGGUCAAACAAAAGUAGUGCACUAUAUAGGGAGCCAUUUGGGAAACACACAGUAUUUUAGAAUCAGCUUUAAUGCUGUUCACUGGAAUCUUGGGAGUCACAGGAGUCACAGUUAUCCAGAGCCCUUCAAUUCUAGGGUGCUGAUCAGUUAUCUUCUUUGCCAAAGCCGUUUGAAGCAUUUAAGCACUUUGUAGUAACCAGUUGCCAACAGAAUUAGGAUGGUUUUCGUUGCCAAUAACUCUCUGCUGCUGCACACACCAACCUGACAUGUAGCAGUCACAGGAACUAGAGAGAGCCAGACCGGAAGUACUCGACUUUUCCAAGGAGUUUUACAUUUGUUCAGAUCUCCAGUGUUUCCUGUGGUGAGAUUAUGUAUCUGGUUGCCUUGAAUUGUAGACCACAAGAUUGAGUUCCAAUGCAGUAAGUAUCUGUGUAUAGCUUCAUAGUGACUCUUCAGGAAUGGCUAACUUGAACUAGAGUAGACAUUCUUGUCGAAAUAAAAGAUGGCCAGAUCUCAGUUCUGGUCUAUUUCUCCUCUUUUGUCCCUCUAGCCUCUUAAUGUAGUCUUAUAAAAGGUACUGUGUCAUACUGGUGAUCAGAGAGAGCAAGGGGCUUAUUAACAACCCAUCAAAACAUCACUGCAUGGAAAUCAAUGUCCUUAUGGAACUACACGUUAAGGGUGCGUUCCAAAUGGUAGCCUAUUCACUCUAGUCCAUAGGGCUCUGGUCAAAAGUAGUGCAUUAAAUGGGGAAUAGGGUGCCAUUUGGAAUGCAGAUGGUCAUUGACAGUAUUAUACUGCCAGUACAUAUGGAGGGAAGUAUUUGAUAUGUGUAUAGUAAAUGUAUUGUCUCAAGUGCAUUAAAUUAUAUUUUCAUAUGUUUCUGGAGAAUGGUGACCCUUACUGUGUGUGUGUAUUUAUAUUUAUUUUACCCGUAUUUAACUAGGCAAGUCCGUUAAGAACAAAUAAUUUACAAUGAUGGCCUACCGGGAACAGUGGAUUAACUGCCUUGUUCAGAGGCAGAACGACAGAUUUUUACCUUGUCAGCUCAGGGAUUCCAUCUAGCAACCUUUUGGUUACUGGCCCAAAGCUCUAACCACUGGGCUACCUGCCAGCCCUACACUCUAACCACUAGGCUACCUGCCACCCCUACACUCUAACCACUAGACUACCUGCCACCCCUACACUAACCACUAGGCUACCUGCCACCCCUACACUCUAACCACUAGGCUACCUGCCACCCCUAUAAACUAAGGCAACAGCAGAGGUUGUUUUGUAGCUGACGGUGAUGUACAAAACUAGCUGCUAUUACAUUACAACUGCCUCUGUGUGCCUGGACAUUUCUGCACCAUUACAGAUGUUUUCCAUUUAAAACAUUGAGACGCAGGUCUGCUUUACAAAGUAGCCCUGACUGAGUAUGUACAUGUAGCCCUGACUGAGUAUGUACAUGUAGCCCAGACUGAGUAUGUACAUGUAGCCCUGACUGAGUAUGUACAUGUAGAAGUGGCUAUAUUAUAGUCAGAUACUCUAUAUUGUUCCAAACAGACUUUAUUAGUUCAGAUUUCAUUACAUGGGACUCAAAGAAAUCAAAGGUUUUCUAUAAUCGUGAAAUAACAAAGAAUAGUUUCUGAUCUAACAGAAUCCUGGCAUGUUAAUCAGUAGCGAUAGGUGAAACAUGACUUCUUUAUUCAGACAACCAAACCAGUGGAGAACUAAAUCAU